AUGUAUAAAUCCACUUCCGCAGCAGUCCUUGCGCUGGCCGCAGGUGCCUCGGCCGCCGACUUCUCGGCUUGGGCAUUCGGUAACAUGUUCACUGUUGGCCCCGCGACCGGCAAUGCCUACAUCACCAAGGCUACUUGGUCGGUCCUGCCUCCCGCAGUCCCUUCCGAUGCCACGAUGAAGGACAAGAGCGACCCUCCAUUCCUGUCGCUAUGGAUCGGUGUUUCGGACUCCAUCUCCGAUGAGAACACUGCCCUUGUUCAGCCCCUGCUGAACUGGUCUCCUGACCAGGACUCUCAAGGAUGCCCGGCGGCGGCCGAUGAGUGGUGCGUUGACGCUUCGACUUACUUUGCUUCCGGCCAGGUCGCCCAGCCCUAUGUCCAGGUACCGAAGAACACGAAGAUUGACUUUGAAAUCACCGCGACGUCUGCCAAGAAGACCACUCAGAAGGUUUGGAUCAGCGACAAGCUCGUCAGCCAGCAGGAAGACAAUGCCGGCUGGCUUCCGACCUACCUUUAUUCCAGCAACGAGUGCUACCAGAACACCUGCGGCAGUGUCGGCGGUUACACUUGGUCCAACAUUUCCAUCACUCUCAGCGCUGCUGACAAGUCUUUCGGCAACACCUUGUCCCUCACCGGUGCAUCUGGAAAGCUGACUACCUCCGACAACGGAAAGACAUGGACUGGCUCUGUCAAGAUCAACGCGGAUCAUUUCCCAGCCAACUAA
This is a messenger RNA of Lasiodiplodia theobromae, 723 nucleotides long. RefSeq lists its product as uncharacterized. The record is from RefSeq and is a predicted model, not a curated record. NCBI's taxonomy places the organism in Eukaryota, Fungi, Ascomycota, Dothideomycetes, Botryosphaeriales, Botryosphaeriaceae. The coding region runs from base 1 to 723 and encodes 240 amino acids. The transcript is spliced from 6 exons.